GAGACGUCUCAGUCAGUUCGCCGUGUGGAGACAGUUCGGACGGAGGGGAACAGAGCCCGCUCGAGUGAAUGUGCGUGGACCAUCAACAGCGCGCCGCAGCCUGCUCGCCCCGUGCGCACGCGUGCUCCGCCCGGCGCGGUGUAACCGAGACACGCGUGUGAUUCUUUUUUUUUUUUUAAUUUCUAUCUUUUUUAAGGGGCUUGUUUUUUGUUAUUGUUGUUGCAUGUCAGGAGGCUCGGAGCUGCUGUACGCCGGCUCUGCGGCUGUUUGUCUGCGCUCACCGAGCCCCCUCCCUCCUCCUAUGGGACUCUAAUUAAUCGGAGGCAUGUGGACUCGCACCAGGAUUAGACAUCGCUUACUAAUAGUGUGCCUGCUGUUGACGUUAUGGGCCAAGGCGUCCCAGUCAACAGGCUAUUUCGAGCUGCAGCUGAUCUCAUUCGAGAAUGUGAACGGCGAGUUGGCGAGCGGGGAGUGCUGCGACGGCUCCAGGAGCUCCCAUGAGGAUCUACGCUGUCUGGAGGACGAGUGUGACACUUACUUCAAGGUGUGCCUCAAGGAGUAUCAAGUGGACAUCACCACUGGAGGGCCCUGCACCUUCGGAACUGGAUCUACACAAGUUCUUGGUGGAAAUAUGUUGAAUUUUCAGAAUGCAAAGAACAAAAUCAGCGACGCUGGCAAAAUUGUGAUCCCCUUCCAAUUUGCAUGGCUGCGAACGUACACCUUAAUCGUUGCGGCCUGGGACUGGGACAACACUACCCGGAACAAUGACGACGAGCACCUGAUUGACCGCAGCGCCCACACCGGGAUGGUGAACCCCGGUGACCCCUGGAAGACGGUGAACUACGACGGGCCCGUGGCUCGCAUCGUUUACCGAAUCCGUGUGCGCUGUGAUGAGAAUUACUACAGCAACAAGUGCAAUAAACUGUGCGUUCCUCGCGACGACUACUUCGGCCAUUAUCGAUGUGAGCAGUCGGGCGCCCGGGUUUGCUUGGAAGGCUGGAUGGGUCCCGAAUGUAAGACAGCAAUCUGCAAGCAAGGUUGUAAUCUCCUUCAUGGUGGUUGCGCCGUUCCGGGGGAAUGCAGGUGCAACUACGGCUGGCAGGGUCAAUUCUGCGAUGACUGUGCCGUAUUCCCCGGAUGCGUCCACGGCACUUGCAACAUCCCCUGGCAGUGCAGCUGCGAGAGAAACUGGGGUGGCCUGUUGUGCGAUAAAGAUCUCAACUACUGCGGUCGCCACCAGCCAUGUAUCAACGGGGGCACAUGUAUGAACACUGAGCCUGAUGAAUACUAUUGCGCGUGUCCAGAAGGCUACUCGGGCAAGACGUGCCAGAUAGCUGAGCACGCCUGCGUUUCCAGUCCAUGUGUAAACGGUGGUACAUGCCACGAAGGUCCCUUAGGCUUCGAGUGCCAGUGUCCACCAGGCUGGGAAGGUCCAACCUGUGCAGACAAUUUCGACAACUGUGCUUCCAAUCCAUGUGCCCGCGGAGGAACCUGCAUCGACCGGGAUGUUGGCUUUGAGUGUGUGUGCCCACCUGAGUGGGAAGGAAAGACCUGCCAGAUUGAUGCUAAUGAGUGUGCAAGAGAUCCGUGUCUGAACGCUAAUUCUUGCAAAAAUUUGAUUGGCGGAUAUCACUGCGACUGUUUUCGGGGAUGGUCCGGACAAAACUGUGACAUCAACCUGAGCAGCUGUCACGGUCAAUGCCAGAAUGGCGCAACAUGCAAGAACGGCCCACGCGGUUACCACUGCCAGUGCCCACCAGGCUUUGUGGGUUCUCACUGUGAAAUCCAAAGAAAUAAGUGUGAGAGCAGACCGUGUCAGAAUGGAGGCCAAUGCCAUUCUGUCUUAGGGGGCUUUGUGUGCCAGUGCCCGAUGGAGUUUGCUGGACAACUGUGUGAGAUCCACAUCUCGUCUCCUUUGGAUGCAUGUGAUCCAAACCCGUGCAAGAACCAGGCCAAGUGCCACAGUAUGAUCCAGGACUUCUACUGUGCAUGUCCUGAGGGCUUUGAGGGAAAAACCUGUGAGCAACCUAAAGUGGACUGCAAAACCACCCCAUGUCAAGUUAUCGACAGCUGCACUGUUGCCAUAGCGACCAACGACUCCGCAGAAGUGCGCCACAUCUCCUCGAACGUCUGCGGACCUCGAGGGCGCUGCGUGAGCGGGCUGACUGGCAACUUCACUUGCAUCUGUGAUCCGGGGUUCAACGGCAUCUACUGUCAUGAGAACAUAAACGACUGCCUCAAAAGCCCAUGCAGGAAUGGAGGAACCUGCAUCGAUGGCGUCAAUUCGUUUCAGUGCUUCUGUCCUGACGGCUGGGAGGGAGAACUUUGUGAUCUCAAUGUCAACGACUGCAGACACAACCCGUGUAAAAAUGGCGGCCGCUGCCUCGACCUUGUCAACGACUUCUACUGCGAGUGUGCCGACAACUGGAAGGGCAAGACCUGCCAUUCCCGUGAGAGCCAGUGUGACGCAACCACAUGCAGUAAUGGGGGUACGUGCUAUGACCACGGGGACACCUUCGGCUGUUCCUGCUCACCUGGCUGGGGAGGAAACACAUGCAACAUGGCCAAGAACAGCACAUGCGCCUCCAGUCCUUGCUUGAAUGGCGGAACCUGCGUGGGAGGAGUUGACACCUUUACGUGCAUCUGCAAAGAAGGCUGGGAAGGACCCACCUGCAGCCAAAAUACAAACGACUGCAACCCUCAUCCGUGUUACAACGGCGGGAUCUGCGUGGACGGAGUCAACUGGUUCCGAUGCGAGUGCGCCCCUGGCUUUGCCGGGCCGGACUGCCGAAUCAACAUCAAUGAGUGCCAGUCUUCACCGUGUGCCUACGGCGCAACUUGUGUGGAUGAGAUCAACGGUUUUCGCUGCAUCUGUCCACUCGGUAGAACGGGAGUCCGAUGUCAAGAAUUCAUAGGUAUUGGGAAGUCAUGUCACUACGCCGGGCUUCAGUUUCCUCAUGGUAGCCGAUGGGAGGAGGAGUGCAACAGCUGCUACUGCGGCAACGGAAAAGUGGACUGCACAAAGGUUGAUUGCGGUCGACGGCCCUGCCGCCUCCAAUCCUCGGACCAGGACCCGAGCGGUCAUUCUUGCCCCGCUGGACGUGAAUGUGAAGCACAUCGAUACCUCACGUGUUUUUCAGCCCCUUGUCAUCAGUGGGGGGUUUGCUCUCAAGCGCUCACGCAAACAAGCACCAAAUGUCAGCCAAACAGCGGCUACCUGGACAACAACUGUGGUCGCAUCACGUUGGUUUUUAACAAGGACGAAGUCCCACUGGGAACAACAGUGGAGAACAUCUGCUAUGAGCUUAGGUAUCAUCCUAGCAUUCGGACUUUGGCAAAAGACCACUCUCUCCUCCUGCUGUGUGAUCUGUCUCACUCCAGUCAGGAUGCUGUCAAAGUGGCCUUAUCUUUCCAGCCUGAAGAUCUGGCCGACAACAGCCUGAUACAGGAGACGGCCAACACCAUCGUGGGCACCUUGUCGAAGAGGAACAACAGCAGCAUCAUGUUGGCGGUCAUUGAGGUCAAAGUGGAAACGCAGGUCACAUCGCAUUCAAUGGACUACCUGGUGCCUCUGCUGUGUGUUGUCUUCGGUUUGCUCUGCCUCUUCUGCAUCAUUGUUUCCGUUUGGUGGACUCGCAAACGAAGAAAAGAGCGAGAAAGGAAUGUGCGCUUACCCGUUGACGACAGCGUCAACAACCACUGGGAGCCGCUUCGGCUUGUGGCCGAACGCCAGCAGCAGCAGCAACAACAGCAGCAGCUGUUAAAGGAGAGCAACAGGGAGGCCGAGCAGGAACGCAGAAAGCUCAUGGGACCCUCCUAUCGGACGUGUGACGAAGGGGAGGUGGAGGAUGAGGAGGAGGAGGAGGAGACGGAAGGUGAGCUGGAGGAAGAGCUGUGCGGAGCCAUGGCGGGGAAGCAGCCGGUUUAUAAGUACUCAAAGACUGCAGUGCAGUCGAGUGGGGGGCUGAUCUGCACCACGCGCACCUCAAGUUCACCCCUCAAAGCGCCACACCGGACCCCAGGCUACAGCCCCAAAGACAACCGCUGGAAAAAUGUCAGCGCCGUCAUGACUGGCCAGAAAGAUGUCAGAGACCAUUGUGUAUAAGACAUUUCAAUUAGAGACUCUUUAAGUGGAAGUGACUUCCUUUCCUUUUUUUUUUUUAUUUUUUAUUUUUAUUUUUUUUUUUUGGGGGGGUGGGAGGGGAUACUGACUACCUUUUGGGAAGAAGAAGGCUUUGUAUUUCAAUAAGCCAUUAUUUGCUUUGUCAUUUUCACCUGACAUUGUUUUGAUUUAAGGCAGCACAGUGGACUUUUUUUUUUUUUUUUUUUUAAUUUUGCUUCUCUUUGUUUCUUAAUGUUCUGCCGAAGUGAAAUGUAACCGUUUUCAGGAGGUGAAAAAGAAGCCUGCUGCAAUUUUUGUUUGUACAAAUAACAAAGAAUCUUAGGGAAGAAGUAGAAAAGAAAAAAAAAAAAAUCUGUUUCGGUUGUUUAUUUCAAAGACUGUUGAAGCUUUGAAUAUGUCCGCAGGCGUCUGUGAUGGACAGAUACAAAUUUAAAGCACCCGGAAGGGUUUGAUUGGGUUGUUGCUGUCAUAACAAUAGAGCAAAACCCUUCCUGGGUUUUACCCUCAAAUCCCGCCUAAGGCCAUCACACGCCAGCCUUACCAAAACACACAUCUUGGGGAAGGGAGGGGUGGGGUGGGUGGGGGGAUUGGACAGAAACCCCGGUGCCUACUAUGUGGCCUUCAAUUACGUAGUCCUGUCUCUCAGUUGUUGUGGCUGAAAGCUCUGUUUGAGGAUUUCUUUUGCAGUAUUUGAGUUGGUAGCAAGUGCCUUUCUACGAGCCCACCGGAGGCUCCAAGUCGCGCUGCCCAGUUUGACCUCCUUGUUUCCAAAUCUCAAAUGUCUACGUGUGCAUUUAAAGAGUUCCAUUUCACAGCAAUGCCAUUCAAGGUAUUUGAUCCAAACAGAAAUGAUUACUCUGUACAUAUGUGUAUAUAGAACAAAAAGGAGUCGCUGUGUAUAUUUGAAAUAAGUAACUUAAGACAAGUCACACAUUUUUAUUAUUAUUAUUGUUAUUAUGAUUAAUAUUAUUUUUAUUUUUUUUUUACAACGCCAUUCCUUUUAUUUAUGCCAGUCAAAAUAGGCAGGUUUUUGUAUUAUGUCAUAUCCAGAGUCACACAGUAAAGAACCUUUACAAUGGGGUACCGCUGAUGAAGGACUUUUUGAAGGGUUUAAAAAUGGUUUGUUGCUGGGAACUUUACGGACUUUUUUUCCCCUCCUGAUUUUUAGUUGCGGUGGUACUUUGCUACUACGUAGAGAAUAAUGUUGAAUACGAGGCCGAAUCGUUCAUUUGGAAUGUUCCAAUCCGUGCUGCGUUUUUUUUUCCUUGUUCAAAUGUUCAUUUAUUCUAACUCACGAUUAAAAGUGUUUUUUUUUUUGCUCAGUCAGGAUUUGGCCCAUCCUAGCAGCCUUAAAUUGGUUCACCAGUGCAACAAGAACCGUUUCUAAGCCCAUCAUAAAUCUUUUUGGUUUCAGGUGCCUUAAUGUAUUGCGUGAUGCAUUAUUUGUGUAAUCAGUUGUCAUCAUUUUAUGUUUUUGUUUUGUUUUCACAAGUAACUCUUUGAAACAUUGUGUUGUAUUGUGGCGUGUUUUAUUCGCCUUCGUAAAGUGCUUUCCUUGUCUCACUUUUCUUUCAUGGAGAUUUCUGGCUAAUACAAUGACAGAAUUGAAAAGGAAGAAGGCGAAACAAAGGGGGAAAAAAAAAAGUUAUCCACGAUGGCUCUUUUUAAGUGUCAUGAUUGUGGAUAGAAAGUAGGUCAGAUAUGGAUAAAACGCAUUAUUUUCAUGAUUGGUUUCAAGGCUUUAAUGAAGGGAACAAUGUUUGCGUUAUGUUACCUUGCAAGUUUGUUUGUUUCAGUUACCAACUCAGUCCAAAAAUGGCUCAUAUCAAAGUUGAACCCAUUUUUCAUAACAUGUAAGACCAUCAUGCUUUCUGUUAAUGGGACACAGCAAAAAUAAAGAAUUAAAGUGGCA
Molecule: messenger RNA, 6035 nt
Organism: Syngnathus acus (greater pipefish)
Lineage: Eukaryota; Metazoa; Chordata; Actinopteri; Syngnathiformes; Syngnathidae
Gene: jag2b
Product: jagged canonical Notch ligand 2b
Exons: 26
Coding region: 326-4105 (1259 amino acids)
Biological process (GO): multicellular organism development; Notch signaling pathway; cell communication
Cellular component (GO): membrane
Molecular function (GO): calcium ion binding; Notch binding
Source: RefSeq, a predicted model, not a curated record